Capra hircus (goat) is the source of this 4178-nucleotide messenger RNA. It is a transcript of the gene COL21A1, whose product is annotated as collagen type XXI alpha 1 chain. The transcript is spliced from 30 exons. Gene Ontology annotation, cellular component: basement membrane. The record is from RefSeq and is a predicted model, not a curated record. Lineage: Eukaryota; Metazoa; Chordata; Mammalia; Artiodactyla; Bovidae. Bases 223 to 3096 code for a protein of 957 amino acids.
CUCCGGGGCCGGGAGCGUCCCGCGCGCUCCGCACCGGCCGCCCGGGGCAGACGGGCUCCGGGCUCCGGGAGGGGAGGGCGGCCGACCCGCUCCGGCCCAGGUGGUGGCAGGGCCGCGGCCGGUCACUUCCAGGACCCCCGGGCCCGCGCGGGGCUCGCCGCUGCCGCGACAGCACCCCUGAGCAGGGACGCGCGCCAGGAGUCCUAAAGCAAAAACAGAAACAUGGCUCACCAUACUACAUUUCUUUGGAUAAUUUCGGUCCUGCUUCUUCAGAAUUCUGUGUUAGCUGAAGAUGGGGAAAUAAGAUCAAGUUGUCGUACUGCUCCGACAGAUUUAGUUUUCAUCUUGGAUGGCUCUUACAGUGUUGGCCCAGAAAACUUUGAAAUAGUGAAAAAGUGGCUUGUCAAUAUCACAAAGAACUUUGACAUAGGACCGAAGUUUAUUCAGGUUGGAGUGGUCCAGUACAGUGACUACCCUGUCCUGGAGCUCCCCCUGGGGAGCCAUGAGUCGGGAGAGAGCUUGAUGGCGGCCAUGGAGUCAAUACAUUACUUGGGAGGAAACACACGGACUGGAAAGGCCAUCCAGUUUGCCCUUGAUUACCUUUUUGCCAAGUCCUCACGAUUUCUGACCAAGAUAGCAGUAGUUCUUACGGACGGUAAAUCCCAAGAUGAAGUCAAGAAUGCUGCAGAAGCAGCAAGAGACAGUAGAGUAACGUUAUUUGCCAUUGGUGUUGGGUCAGAAACAGAAGAGGCAGAACUUAGAGCUAUUGCCAACAAGCCUUCAUCCACCUAUGUGUUUUAUGUGGAAGACUACAUUGCAAUAUCCAAAAUAAGGGAGGUGAUGAAGCAGAAACUUUGUGAAGAAUCUGUCUGUCCAACACGAAUUCCUGUGGCAGCACGUGAUGAGAAGGGGUUUGAUAUUCUUUUAGGCUUGGGUAUAAAGAAAAAGGCUAAGAAGAGAAUUCAGCUUUCACCAACAAAGAUUAAAGGAUAUGAAAUAACAUCAAAAGUUGAUUUAUCAGAAUUCACAAGUAAUGUUUUCCCAGAAGGUCUUCCUCCAUCAUACGUAUUUGUCUCCACUCAGAGAUUUAAGGUCAAGAAACUGUGGGAUUUAUGGAGAAUUUUAACCAUUGAUGGAAGGCCACAAAUAGCAGUUACCUUAAAUGGAGUGGAUAAAACAUUAUUAUUUACAACAACCAGCAUCAUUAAUGGCUCACAAGUGGUCACCUUUGCUGACCCUCGAGUUAAGACAUUAUUUGAUGAAGGGUGGCAUCAGAUUCGUCUCUUAGUAACAGAACAAGAUGUAACUCUGUAUAUUGAUGAUCAACAAAUUGAAAACAAGCCAUUACAUCCAGUGUUAGGGAUUUUCAUCAGUGGGCAAACCCAAAUUGGAAAAUAUUCUGGGAAAGAAGAAACUGUUCAGUUUGAUGUCCAAAAGCUACGAAUCUACUGUGACCCAGAGCAGAACAACCGGGAGACAGCGUGUGAAAUACCUGGAUUUAAUGGUGAGUGCUUCAACGGUCCCAGUGAUGUAGGUUCAACCGCAGCUCCCUGUAUUUGUCCUCCAGGAAAACCAGGACUACAAGGGCCCAAAGGUGACCCUGGACAGCCUGGGAAUCCUGGCUACCCUGGACAGCCUGGUCAAGAUGGUAAGCCUGGAUAUCAGGGAAUAGCAGGGUCACCAGGUGUUCCAGGAUCCCCGGGAAUACAAGGAGCACAAGGACUGCCGGGUUACAAAGGAGAACCUGGGAGAGAUGGAGAAAAGGGUGACCGUGGACUUCCUGGUUUUCCUGGGCUUCAUGGAAUACCAGGAUCAAAGGGUGAAAUGGGCCCCAAAGGAGAAAAAGGAUCACCUGGAUUUUAUGGCAAAAAGGGCGCAAAAGGUGAAAAGGGAAAUGCUGGCUUUCCUGGCCUUCCUGGACGUGCUGGAGAACCUGGAAGACAUGGAAAGGAUGGAUUAAUGGGUAGCCCUGGUUACAAGGGAGAAGCAGGACCUCCAGGUGCUCCGGGGCAGGAUGGAUCUCGAGGAGAACCUGGCAUCCCAGGAUUUCCUGGAAACCAAGGAUUAAUGGGACAAAAAGGAGAUAUUGGGCCUCCAGGACCGCUAGGGAAGAAAGGAGCUCCGGGAAUACCUGGUUUGAUGGGAACCGAUGGCUCACCAGGUCAGCCUGGAGCCCCAGGAUCUAAGGGAAAUAAAGGUGAACCUGGACUUCAAGGGCUGCCUGGGGCUUCUGGGCUCAAGGGAGAGCCAGGAGCGGUGGGUCCCCCAGGAGAACCAGGAUACCUGGGUUUACCUGGAAUUCAAGGGAAAAAGGGGGACAAAGGAAAUCAAGGUGAAAGGGGCAUUCAGGGUCAAAAGGGAGAAAAUGGAAGACCAGGGAUUCCAGGAUCACAGGGAAUUCAAGGCCAUCACGGUGCAAAAGGAGAGAGAGGUGAAAAGGGAGAGGCUGGUGCCCGAGGUGCCACUGGAGCCAAAGGAGAGUCUGGGGUGGAUGGUCUGAUGGGGCCCCCAGGCCCCCAGGGGCCACCCGGGCAAGCAGGUCCUCCAGGCCCCCCAGGACUGGAUGGGAAACCCGGGAGAGAAUUUUCAGAAGAGUUUAUUCGACAAGUUUGCACUGAGGUAUUAAGAGCCCAGUUACCUGUCUUACUUCAAAGUGGAAGAAUUCAAAGCUGUGAUCAUUGCCAGCCCCAGCAUGGCUCCCCUGGUAUUCCAGGGCCACCCGGUCCCAUGGGCCCAGAAGGUCCCCGAGGAUUCCCUGGUUUGCCAGGAAGAGAUGGUGUUCCCGGAUUAAUGGGAGCUCCGGGACGCCCAGGUGCCAAAGGACUAAAAGGCCUCCCUGGACGGAACGGGGCAAAGGGGAGCCAAGGACUUGGAUACCCUGGAGCACAAGGUCCUCCUGGUCCCCCAGGUCCAGAAGGGCCCCCUGGAAUAAGCAAAGAAGGUCCUCCUGGAGACCCAGGCCUCCCUGGCAAAGAUGGAGACCACGGAAAACCCGGAAUCCAAGGACAGCCAGGCGCCCCGGGCAUCUGUGAUCCAUCGCUGUGUUUUAGUGUCAUUGUUGGAAGAGACCCCUUUAGAAAAGGACCAAACUAUUAGUUUCUGGUGCCUCGUCCAGUAGCCUUGGCAUGGUGCUCUUCUUUUGUGGUCUUUGCAUCUCAGGAAGAUAACAACAGUAAUCCCUUGAAAAGAAACUCAAGUACCUCGGUGUUUUUAUUAUUGUUUUUCCUUAGGAAAAAUAUAGAAAAGGUCACGUAUACUGAUUUUAAAGGCUCCUCAGUUCUUUGGACCCUUUAGAUUGGUAGCAUUAACUAAAUCUCAAGGGUUUCUUAUAAGUCCAUUCGUUUUAAUCAAAGUUGAAUAUAUAUGUAAAAAAAAAAACCACCAUUGCCUGUCAGCCAGUCAGUUUCAGUCACUGUGAAAAUUUCACAUUCAGCCUCUGUGCAGCAGAGUAUUUGAGUUCAAUUUCUUGUCUGUGUGAAUUUCAUGUUUCAUAGCUCAUUCUUCUACAUUAGCUGAAACGUGCAUCUGGCCGUGGGAAAUGAGAUCAGGGCUGAUAUUCAGCUUGGGAACAGACUGUAUCACCACAUGAGCACUAUUCCAGCGUCUGUGCUUAUCAGACAGGGUUUAGCCAUUCGGUGCUUUGAAUAUCACCUGUGAAAGAGAUUAAUGUGUUUCUUACUCCGUUUGCAAAUUCUCAAAUGAUUCAAUGAAUGAUGAUGCUAAAAAGAGUAAUGAUUACAUUGGGAAUGGUCUAAAUAUGAACCAUUAAAGACAUUCUGGAGAAAAAGGUUCAUUAGACCUGGUCAAUAUGUUCCAAGGAAUCAUGAGUUCAGAAACACUAAAAAUGCUUUCUUCUUCAUACCUGCUUAGUAAUGGGAAUGUUUGUGGCAUGCCUUCAUUUUCCAUUUCAUUUACUGUAUGUGUAUGUUUAUAUAUGUUGACGUUUAUUGUAACAAAGCUAAUGGGAAUCAGUGCUCUAGUUGACAGGAAAGGUAACUCCAUAGAUCCUAGGAUGUCUUGAGAAUUUUUUAGCAGACUAAAAUAUUUUAAACAAUCUUGUUGUACUGUACUUAAUGCUUUUGUAAGGAAUGUAACUUGAGAUAGUCCAUCCUUAUCAUGCUCUAAAUUUGUUACAUGCUUGUUAUUCAGAAUACAAUAAAAUCGUGUAAAAGCUUGAA